This is a messenger RNA of Staurois parvus, 315 nucleotides long. The record is from the annotation of a GenBank genome assembly. NCBI's taxonomy places the organism in Eukaryota, Metazoa, Chordata, Amphibia, Anura, Ranidae.
UACAGGAGAUGACCAGAGACUGCGGAUACAGUACAGGAGAUGACCAGAGACUGCGGAUACAGUACAGGAGAUGACCAGAGACUGCGGACACAGUACAGGGGGAUGACCAGAGACUGCGGACACAGUACAGGAGAUGACCAGAGACUGCGGACACAGUACAGGAGAUGACCAGAGACUGCGGACACAGUACAGGAGAUGACCAGAGACUGCGGAUAGUACAGGAGAGGACCAGAGACUGCAGACAUAGUACAGGAGAGGACCAGAGACUGCAGACAUAGUACAGGAGAGGACCAGAGACUGCAGACAUAGUACAGG